CCAGAGAAACUUCAUUUAGGGACAAAACGUUGCUUUUAGACUUAAUCCGGGGAUGCAGAAUCAGUGCGCUGCAGCGGGCUGCUCCAGCAGGAAGUCCGACCCGCAGCCGCUCUUUAGGUUCCCGCGGGACCCUGGAAGAUCUACCCUGCGGAACCUAAGAUGGGGACUUUCUGAUCCCUUACCCCAGGGAUCUGCAACCUCCAUGGCCAAAGGAGCUGUUUAUGUGAUAUUUCUACCGAAUCAAAUUUUCCUGGAGCCGCAAAACACGAUGUAAACAGUGGACUGAAAAUUGCCAGAUACCAGACCUGAUGGAGAAAUCUCCAGAAGAGCUGUACAGAUACUACAGACUCUGCGGGAAACACUUUGAAACCACUUCAGUGAACACGGACACUCCGAAUGCAGAACUGAAGGAUGACGCUGUGCCAACUGUGUUUGAUGGUCCAAACCAGUCUCACAGUGGGCAGGCGAAGCGCGGCAGAGAUUCGACAAAAGACAAUGAAACAAAGACAACGGGGAGGAAAAGAGUCAAAAAGUCUGAAGAACAGAUAAUUAAGGAAGAAAUGCAAGACGCACCGGACGAAGAAGAGUAUAAACAGUACCUCAAGACUUUAUUUGAGGUUCUUCUGCUGUUGGGAGAACAGAACAUUCCUCCUACUCGCCCCACAGAUGGUCAGACUGAAAGUUCUGGGUCGAGCAACUUCCAGGCAUUGCUGGAGUACGCAAUGGUCAAUGGAGAUGAAGUCCUGAAGAAGAGGCACAACGUGAAUAAUGGCUGCUGCUCCGCAGAGCAGCUCCAGCAGCUGAUUGAAACGUGUGAGAAGAGCAUCCGCAGCAAGCUGGUGCAGGAGGUCAAAGAGAACGGCUUCUUUUCCCUGCUAACCGACGAUCCGGUGAAGAUCUCCGGGAAAUGCCUCCUCCCUGUCUUCCUCCGCUACGUAGACCAGUCCAACUACCAGCGGGAGCGGUUUGUCGGCUUCCUGAGCUUCGAAGGAGACGUGGACGACUUGGCGGGGAACUUGCUGUCUGAAUUGGAAGGAUGGGAUUUGGAUAUGGAGCAGUGUCGAGGUCAGGCGCACUCCUUCUCCGCGCCACAUUUCAAACAGACCAGAGCAUUCGCCGCCAAGGUGAUUGAGAAAUAUCCAAGAGCAGUGAUCUCGCUCAGAUCGACUCAUGCCUUGAACGUCACGCUGGCCGGGAGCAUGUCUUUUCCAGGUGUUCAGCUGGUGAUGUCCACCUUCAGGAAGAUCGAGGCCUUCUUUAGUCAGUCACCUUUGCUGCAGGCAGACUUUGAAGACGCCAUUUCCAUUUUCUACCCGGACAAAGAGGAGAAGGUCAAUGAGCUGAAGGAGAUCUGCAGAACCAAGUGGACCAGAAGACAGGAUGCUUUCGAGGUGGCGUUGGAGAUCAUCGAGGCACUGCUGCUCUGCGUGGACAGCGUGCACGACAACGAGGACAUGAGGUGGACGGAUCAGGUCACGCACAACGCACUGGAGAUCUCUCAAAGCUUGACCGAUUUCGAGUUCAUUAUAGCGUUGGUGGUGCUGAAAAAUGUCAUGACUCUUACCCGAGCGCUAGGAAACAGCUUGCAAGGAAGCUCAAUGGAUAUUCACUUUGCUGCAUCCACCAUCAAAGCCGUGACGCAGUCCCUGAAGGAAGUGUCCGAAAACAUCGACGUCUAUCACGAGUUCUGGAACGACGAGGCGGUGAACCUCGCUACCACCAUGGAGGUCCCCGUCAAAGUUCCUCGGUCGUUCUCGAGGAAGCAUCAGAUGGAAGCCCGAACCCUCCGGCCGGAAAGCUUCUAUAAAGAGCACCUGUCCGUCCCCCUGGUGAACCACGUCCUCGCUGAACUGACCCGGCUCUUCAGCCAGGACCACCUGAUGACCCUGAGGUGUCUGUCGCUGGUCCCCGCCGUCAUAGAGCAGUACAAAUCCACAGAACCCGAAGAGGCCUGCAUCCACGUGUUCAACAGUGACAUCCCCAACGCGGGAACCCUCUCCGCCGAGCUGCACUGCUGGUGGGUGAAGUGGAGCAAGAAGGGCAAGGACGAGACGUUUGCCUCCAACGUCCAGGAGACGCUGCAGGUGGCAGACGUGAAGUUCUUCCCGAACAUGCUGGCUGUGCUGAGGCUGGUCAGCAUCACGCCCACCUUGGCCCUGCAGGAGAGCAGCGACGUGGCGUUCAGGCGCUUCAAGACGUACAUGGAGACCAUGCCGGACAAGCUCAAAUCUAAAAGCCUGGCGGUCUUAAACUUGAACCACGACGUCGGGCUCGACGUGGACUCACUGGUUGAGACGCACGCGCAGACGUACCCAGAUGUAACGAACGGCUCGAGCACUGCUUGAGAUUACUGAUAGUUAAGAUUCAGUGUGUGAUCUGACACCGAGUUUGCAUCUUUUGUAACAACUUUACUUUGUGUAGUAAUGAAUGUCAGAUUCGAAAGACUCCCACAUCUUACUUACAUGUUUGUACUUUUCUAAUCUCUGAUUGCUUUAUUGACAUUACUUAGGGAUCUGCUGACAUUCACCUGGAGAAUCAGGUUAGAUAGAAAUCCUUGUAUUUGUUAAUAAAGAGGAUUUG
Molecule: messenger RNA, 2580 nt
Organism: Salarias fasciatus (jewelled blenny)
Lineage: Eukaryota; Metazoa; Chordata; Actinopteri; Blenniiformes; Blenniidae
Product: 52 kDa repressor of the inhibitor of the protein kinase-like
Exons: 6
Coding region: 309-2345 (678 amino acids)
Source: RefSeq, a predicted model, not a curated record